GCCGGCAGGACCCUGACCCCAAGAUGGCGGCGCCCUGCGAAGUGGCCGCGGCUGUCUCCGGCGAAAGUGAUGGCGGGGGCGGGGGAUUUGGAUCCUGGCUGGAGGGACGGUUGGAGGCACUGGGAGUGGACCAAACCGUUUACGGUUCCUACAUCCUUGGUGUCCUGCAGGAGGAGGAGGAAGAAGAGAAGUUGGACGCUCUGCAGGGUAUCCUAUCUGCUUUUCUGGAAGAAGAUUCCCUUCUUAAUAUCUGCAAGGAGAUUGUGGAACGAUGGUCUGAAACUCAGAAUGUUGUCACCAAAGUAAAAAAAGAAGAUGAGGUACAGGCCAUUGCCACGCUCAUUGAGAAGCAGGCACAGAUUGUGGUGAAGCCCAGGAUGGUGUCAGAAGAGGAAAAACAGAGAAAAGCUGCCCUGCUGGCCCAGUAUGCUGAUGUAACAGAUGAAGAGGAUGAAGCAGAUGAGAAGGAUGAUUCAGGUGCCACUACGAUGAACAUUGGUUCUGAUAAAUCUCUGUUUCGAAACACCAACGUAGAAGAUGUUCUCAAUGCUCGGAAAUUGGAGAGAGACUCACUUCGGGAUGAGUCCCAAAGGAAGAAGGAACAGGACAAGCUACAGAGGGAGAGAGACAAACUAGCCAAGCAGGAGCGCAAGGAAAAGGAAAAGAAAAGGACACAGAGAGGGGAGCGAAAGCGAUAACCCUGGCCUGUUCAAUUCUUCCUCUGCUUCCAGAACUUGAUGAAAGGGAAAACUGGUUGUGCAUAUGUGUAUUUAAGAGAAACGAGAGAACAUUGCAUAGUGAUUUCCCAAGGCAUUUCCCCUUUCGUUUACAUGGUAAAAAGGAAAAUCACAAUCACUUCUAAUUACAAAAUGUUUUGGUGAUAUGGGUGAUCAGAUUAUUAUAGUCGAUGUCUGUACCAAAGAGCUGCAAUUGGGGCAAUCUUUAUAUUUUAAUACUGAAGUCCUGUGCUCCUUUUGGCUCCUGUUUUUAUAAAAUGUCUUCCCUCAUCUUGGAUAAAUAGCAGGACUCAGAAAGCUGUUAACAGCUUUCAUCUGGGAGAAGAAACAUGACCAUUCUUCUGAGAUGAAAAGUGCAAGUACAGAUUGCUUCAGAGGCAAUAUUUACUCCUAAAUGUACAGUUUUAUGGCUGAUAUAUAAAACUAAUAAGGAAGCCAGGUGGGGUGAUGCACACCUGUAAUCCCAGCUCUUGGGGAGACUGAGGCAGGAAGAUCACAAGUUUGAGACCAGUUUGGGCAACUUAGCAAGACCAGUCUCAAAAAAAAAAAAAAAAAAAAAAAAAAAAAAAGCCUAGGGACUUACCUCUGUGGUAGAACACACUGGGUUCAAUACCCAGUGCUGCCAAAAAAAAAAAAAAAAAAAAACCAAAAAGCAAAAAACCUAAUGAGAAACCCUACCUGGAUCCAGAUUUUAUAUCACAUGACAGCAAACUAGGAAAGUGGGAAGAAAUUAUUUGGAAUGUAUUAAAGAUCUGAGAUCUUUUUUAAAGAAAGUUUCAACCAAUGGGAGAAAAAAGUAUCUUUUUAAGUAAAGAUAGUUACAUAUUUUUCCUCAUUUAGGCUGUGACAUUAAGAAGGAUGUAUCAAUAUUGACUGCAACAAAUCAUUGUUAAGCUAGAUUCAUUUUUUUUUUAGUAAUCAUGAAUUCUCUUGAGUGUCAGUAGAAAUUUUAAUCCUGAUUUUCCCUAAAACCUGAGUAUUAAGACCUGGUAAUUCCUGAUUUAGAGAAACUGGAGGAAUUGCCCUUUUAAAGAAAAGAAACACUGGAAAUCUUGCUAACACAAAAAAUAUUUAAGAGUGUACAUAUAAGUGCUUAACAAAUGUAUUGAAUGAGUGAAUGAAUGGGAAAACUGCCUGGGAGAGUCAAAGGUGAGCAGGAAGUCUCCAUUUCUACCUUUUUCAUAAGCCACAUUCAGUUAUAAACAAGGCUCUUCUCUACUUGACUUCAGGCAAUAGUAGACUGUCCAGAAGGCGAAAGAAAGCAUUUUCUCUGAUAAGAAAAAGUAGAUAUUUUAUACCAUGAGUCAGCAAACUACCAACUGCAGGGCAAAUUUGGCCAUCUUUUUUUGUAUGGUACAAACUAAAAAUGGUUUUUACAUUUUUGAGAGGUUAUAAGAUAAAGAACACAUGUUAAAGACCAUAUUGUGGCCUGUAAAACCUGAAAUAUUUACUAUCUAGCCCUUUGGAGAAAGUUUGCUGACCUUUAUUUUGUAUCAUUAACUAUGAGAUUAACAAAAACUUUUAUCUUUGUGCAGAAGGUUGAAAAUAAAAAAGCAUGGUUAAAGGAAAGGAAAUGUUACUUCUUCAUAAAGUCCUAUAACCAUGGCAUUGCAAAAAUAACCACAUUUUUAAAAAAUAAACUUUAUUUAAGUCAC
This is a messenger RNA of Sciurus carolinensis (gray squirrel), 2392 nucleotides long. RefSeq names its product coiled-coil domain containing 43 (gene Ccdc43). The transcript is spliced from 5 exons. Bases 24 to 698 code for a protein of 224 amino acids. The record is from RefSeq and is a predicted model, not a curated record. Lineage: Eukaryota; Metazoa; Chordata; Mammalia; Rodentia; Sciuridae.